This is a messenger RNA of Equus caballus (horse), 659 nucleotides long. NCBI's taxonomy places the organism in Eukaryota, Metazoa, Chordata, Mammalia, Perissodactyla, Equidae. The record is from RefSeq and is a predicted model, not a curated record.
AUGGACGGCCCCGCCCACUGCAGCCCUGUGCCCGUCACGCCCAGCAGGUUCCGGCUUCAGCCCAGCCCCAGAGGAGCAGGCCCCAGGUGCUGGCCUGGCGGGUUUUGGUCUGAGACUCAGUCACCGUGGUAUAUCUUCGGCAGCGGGACCCACCUCAGCGUCCUGGGUGGUCCCCCGUCUGCACCCUCGGUCUCUCUCUUCCCGCCCUCCUCUGAGGAGCUCAGCACCAACAAGGCCACAGUGGUGUGUCUCAUCAGUGACUUCUCCCCCAGCGACUUGACGGUGAGCUGGAAGGGAAAUGGCGCCGCCAUCAGCCAGGGCGUCCAGACCACCAAGCCCUCGAAACAGAGCAAUGGCAAGUACGCGGCUAGCAGCUACCUGACGCUGACCCCCGCCCAGUGGAAAUCGUACAGCAGCGUCAGCUGCCAGGUCACGCACCAAGGGAAAACCGUGGAGAAGAAACUGUCCCCCUCAGAGUGUUCUUAGGUCCCUGAGCCCCGCCACUCAUGGGACCCCCCCAGGACAAUCAGGAAGGGCCUUCCCCACCCAGACACCCCUUCCCAGCUCUCCACUGUACCCCUGAGACCCCACCCAGCAUCAACUCAGCCCAGGCAGGUCUCACACCCUCCUCAAUAAAGACCUAAUCAUUUAUCAUCUGA